AUCACGGCUCGUACAGCCUAGGGGAGGAGGGAUGGAGCUGAGAUGGACAGGGAGGGAGACACCGGCUUACGACGUCAAAGGAGUACAGACACACACACUUACACACACAUAUACACACACACACAGAGGCAGAGAGAGAGAGAGAGAGAGAGGGAAGGGAAGAGGACAGGCAACCAGACUGCCAAUUCCCUACGGUCUACUGAAGGAAGGCUAAAUUCAUCCAUCACCCCACUCUUCAUUCAGAGGGAGAUUUGUUUAUUUUUAUUCUAAGGGGGGAAAAAUACGGAGCGUCUUUCAGUGAAGAGCAGAAAAACAACAGGCAGAUCUAGGAAAGACGCUCAUGCCGAAUAAAGGACCGUCGCUGGAUGUUACUUCAGUCUUUAAGGCCUAACUUGUUACAGGAUUUCAAAGACGCUUGUGCACACAAAUGAACUGAGCUCCACUAACUCAACAACAGCGGCGGGAAGAAGAAAAUCACGCCUCUGAUCACGCCAAUUCUUUGCCACGAGCAGCACCCCACAGGUAUGUUGAGGAUUUUCCACCUCUUUUUAACUCCGUGUUGUUUUCGUGUAAAAAAAAAAUUACGCUACGGGUCAUUGUUGUUGUCACCCACGUCUUGACAAAGAGAGCGCAGGUCUCCAGCUGUGUUGACAGGCAGCAGGAACACUGUCAUGUUUCUGUGUGAGAAACAGGCGGCCUCCACCGGAUUUACAGCGAGGGAGGAGUGUACAUGUGAACUAGUAUUUACUACAAUAUCUAUGAGCGUUUUAACCAUUUUAUCUUCAAUUAUAAGGGUGGAUUUGUUUGAUCCGUGGCUAAUAUCGUGAUUAUGGAUCCUAAUUGUGUCUGCACUGCUAGAAAAAAAUGAAAAUGAGGGUUGUAAUCAUGAUUUCUGUGCUCUAAAUGAUUUUAUUUGUGUUUUAAGGACAUAAAAUCCAAGAUAAGGGCUUCAGAUGGGAAAAUGAUGAUAAAAAACUCGUGCCAAUGCAUCUUGUAUGACUAAUUUUUCUGACCACAUCCCUACAAUAUCCCCCUUUAUGUAUAUGUUAAAGCUUUCUUGUGCAUUUAUGCGUAAAUAUCUCCGUUUGCAUGAUAAUGAAAGUGUAGCAUAUGUGUUUUUUAGUGUUAUUUUGAUAAUAAAAGCUUGAGAAUUGACCACCAGAGCAGGACUCGCACGUCUCCAAGGGUGUAGAAACUAUUAUUAUUUCAGCCUCCCAUCUGCACCUCCAUCCUCGGCCUCCUGUUUGCACCUCCUGUGCAGUGUGAAUUCAAGCCCCGCAGGCAGGCUCCUGUCUGCUCCUCCUGACCGCCUCCUCUACUGUGUGUGUGUGUGUGUUUGUGUGUUUUCAUUUCUUUCCAGACUUCUCAAUGAAGGAGCCUGACGCAAUCAAGCUCUUCAUCGGGCAGAUACCCCGAAACCUGGAGGAGAAGGACCUGAAACCCAUCUUUGAGCAGUUUGGAAAAAUCUAUGAGCUGACAGUGAUAAAGGACAAAUACACGGGGAUGCAUAAAGGUGAGGGAGAACCGACAAUUGUUGAGGUUUAGUAGAUUUAGAGAUGGACAUAUGGGUUUUGAUAGUGUGUUCAUCAUGUUUUCUUGCUGCUCCUCUUUUCUUCAUUGUCCCUCUGGAGCCUGUUCAAGGAGUGUAACUUUAUAAGCCCCGAGUGCCAACUUUACUCUUUUCCCCUCGCUGAAAUGUCACAUUUUAAAGUAAAAGCCAAACUGGAUCAACUAUUUUGAGAUUGCAACAGGUUUAUUUUAAGUAAGACAUCAUACAAGACUGCUGUCAAGAGUGAUAUCGAGUCCAGUGACUGAGGACAGAAAAGGGAGAACCUGACUCUCAAAUUGAUAGCUCAUGCUCUUUAGUCUCUGUAAUCAAUAUGCAUCCACACACAAGGGAACUCAAGGACUAUCGUGAUAUUUUAAAAUCUAAAAAAAGCAAAAUAAUAGUGAAGCACAGCAUUAAAAAAAUCAAACUGGUUCAUGAGGCAAUCUGGUGCAAACUGGGAGGUUCCUCGACAAUCCUACCAUAAAGGAGGACUACACUGGGACAUUUCUGGAGUAAGACUUCAGCAUCCUUAGGGUUCAGUUUGAAUCUUGCCAUGACUUGCACAUUUACAAAGAAAUAAAGAAUAUCACGAACCAUUAAAGUGAAUUCCUCCUAUGGAAUCGAUUUUAUCCAAUCACAUCGCUGCAGCUCCCACAAGAAGGAGAAUUAAAGGAGUUUUAACAACUCUUUCACCUCUCUGUCAAGGAGAACAAGACAAGAUGAGUUUGUAUUAUACUCGGUAUCUUAAAGAAGAGACUCUACGUGGUGAUAAAACUGACAACAUCGGACACCUCUGCAGUUUCACAAUUCAGACGAUCCCAAAGUUGUCAAUUUGAAACUGUCAGGAUAAAAAAUCCAAUAAAGUAAUACAUAUAUUCAUAUAAUAACUGAGAUUGAAAUGUUGAACAGCACUUUCCAUUUUCUCCAAAUUCCUUCAACCAGAAUAUUCAUGUCAGAUCAAACUUGUAAGAAGUGUUUUGUCAGGCCUUAAUUGUUCUCCUGUGGCGGUAUCGGUCAAUGUGUAAGAGUAAUUGUCACCCACUACUACCACCACUGUACAUCAAAUGGGGAACAUGCCUCUCGGUUUUUUUGAAAGUGAAGUCCUAACACAUUCAGAUUUGUGUUUGACAGAUGGGCCGGAGCUGUUUUUAAAGAGAUCCCCUCCAGACAAAGAUCCCGUCCGUCAUUUCUAAUGCAAAUCUGAGCACAGAAAACAAAAGGCUUUUAUAAAGCUGCAUAAACCAUCAGUCAUGUGGGAGACGUAUAGGCCAGGUGCUAUCAGUCCUCUAACACCUAUAACACCUAUUCUGCAUACAUUUACAUAUUCAUGAUUUGCAGGAGCCCUAAAGGUUAAUGAAGGCCUUUCUCUAUUAUGUGGAACUGCAUACAUUUAGCUUGACCAGCGUGAUAUUAAAUACUCGCACAGUCUGCUUGUGUCUGAGCAGUCUCCAGGUAAUGGGAGAUAUUAAUACCAUAGAUCUCCACCGCUCUCCGGAUUCAGGGUUGCUUACUGUUUUUAUGAUGUUCUGUUUCAUGUAAAUUAAUAACCUGGCCUGGUUUGAGGCGGUUUUUGGGAAAUUUUAAACAUAUGCCGACCUAAAACUGUUCUCCAAAACUAAACCAGAUGUAUCAAUCAGCAGAUUUAUGUUGGGACAAUAAUCUUCAGCAGCAUGUUUCUGCCUGCAGGCCUUCAGGGCGACGGGCCAAUUAAGAUGAUUAAAAUGAGCCUAAUGAUGCCAACUCUGACAGAAUUAAAGCACAUAACUCCAACAUAAAAAUAAAUUAAAGUGACUUUUCAGUGGUUUGGUUCCUUGUUUCUGUCUUUAGGAUGUGCCUUCCUGACAUAUUGCGCGCGUGAAUCUGCCCUCAAAGCCCAGAAUGCACUGCACGAGCAGAAGACGCUACCAGGGGUGAGUGUGCUGCUGUUUUUUUUUUUUCUUUUUUUUUACAACACCCUCAACAGCUCGUCGUCUAUAUUUAUCUAUAAAACAGGAGCGGGGUAACUGGCAUGGUAGGCUAUGUGAACGCACGGGAACACAUAGUGACACAAGAAAAUUAACGCAGUUUGACAAGCAGGGCCUGACUCCCCCCUUCAGCUGAUUCGCUGGGAUAAAGGUCAGAGGCUGCUCUCCCUCUUAUGUUUCAUAUGUGAUGCAUCCAGACAUAUCCAUCCAGUUAAGGCAUGAGUCAUCCCGCAACAUGUCACAGGUCGAAACAGACAGCUAUGAGGCUCGCUGCUGGAGUGACUUUGCCAGAUCUUAUUCUCUCUGAUGUUCCUCUUCCUCUCUGUCUCUCUCUCUCUCUCUCUUUGACUCCCCCCUCCUCUCCCCUCUUUCCAUCCAUCUCUCCCUCUGAAUUCUAAUCAAAGUUAAACCUAGCUUUAUUAGCAUAGCCAGGCAGCAGGUGUGCUGCCAAAUGACAUUUCCAGGGCUAAAUAUGACAUGACAGCCGCGUCUCUAUAAUAACCCGCUAUAUGAGAGACAAGGCGACAAGGCGAGGAAUUACUGAGACAGAGUGUGCCCCCAGUCUCACUGCUGCUUCCUCUUUGACUAACAAGGCCUUACUCCUGUUUCCUUUUGGUUAUUUUUGGUGAAAUCUACAUCAUUCACUUCUUUAUUUCCCCUCCAUGCUGUUGGUGGUGGCUCGUGACCAGGGUUUUUGAGUAAGUAUGAGGCUGUGCCUUGCAACAUUUUCUGUAUCGCUGAAUCAGUCGUCUGAUUGUUUGAUUUAUGAGUCUGAAACGAGGAAACUCCUUGAAAUACACCAAAACCCACCAACAGCUCCAUACAAGAUGAGAAAAAACAGUCAAUAUUCUCCCCGGGGUUCAUUUUGUCUGGAAACUUUGCUUAAAAUAAGUAUUUAACCCUUUAAUGCCUGAAACCACAAAUUAUGGACAGAAAAUUCAAUUUUUUAGGAGCUGAAAUGUUUAUUUUACUUAUAAUCAAAAUGUCCUUAAAAUCAAACAAAUAUAUUUAUUUAUCUUGUUUGAUACAUUAGAUGUUUUUGGAAACUGAUAAACAACAAGAGGAGAUUUUGAUCAUUUAUUUGAGUGUAUUUUGGUGUUUUUUUUAGUAAUUUGUCGAUUAUAUUGAUUUGAUUAAAGUAUCAUAAAAGUAUGUAUCAAAUACAUACAUACAUACAUACAUACAUACAUACAUACAAAAGGCAAUACAGGGCUACAAAGAUUUCAAGCAAAAACAACUUUAAGUUACUCAGAGGUGAAUGUUUUGCUGCUUUUUUUGUGUUUUGUGCUAAACUAAAUAUCUGUAAGUUUUAAAGCUGUAAAUCAGACAUUGCAGGGAGUUUUAAUGGUGACAGGUUUGAUUGACAUCUUAUGGAAAUUCAGUUAAUUUAUUUGAGAGAACAAUCAGUUGUUGACAUUUUUAAUGGAGUUCCAGCGUCUUUGGUCCAGUUAUUAUUAUAAUUACUGUUUUUUCAGUUGUUUGAGGCUCAUACACUGAUGUCAGUUUGUGACAUUUUUUAAUUUCCCCAGGGUUCAUUUUGUCUGUUCACUGUCUGGAAGUUUUGCUUAAAAUAAGUAUUUGAAAAGAUUUCAAGCAAAAACAAGUUGAAGUUUCUCAAAGGUGAAUGUUUUGCUGCGUUUAUUUGUAUUUUGUGAUUAUUAAACUAAAUAUCUACAAGUUUUAAAGCUGUAAAUCAGACAUUGCAGGGAAUUUUAAUCCUGACAGGUUUGACUGAUGUCUUAAAGAAAUUCAUUUAACUUUAUUUGCGAGAACAAUCAGUUGUUGACAUUUUUAAUGGAGUUCCAGCUUCUUCGGUCCAGUCAUUAUUAUAAAUACUGGUUUUCGGUUGUUUGAGGCUCAUAAACUGAUGUCAGUUUGCGGCAUUUUUAAAAUGUUACAGACAGAACAGUUAACUGGUUGUCUAAAAAAAGAUCUGUCUUUGAAGCGGUUUUUCAUUUUUAGGUACAAACAUUUUGACUUUUUACUGUUUUUCUGAAAUAGUUGAAGUCAGACUUAUUGAUUGUUCCGGCUCAUGAACACGGUUGUAACAGCAGGUGGGGGGUUACUGGUGGACCUGGAGUCAGAUUGGUAGUAGGCUGGUAUUAGUGUAGCGACAAAAGAGAUCCCUUUGUUAGCGUGACAGUAGCGUGACCUCUCUGACCUCUCGUAGGGGGAUCAGCAGGGCCCUGGUGCCCCUAUGGCUAAAACCCUCUUCUCCUCUUGUGUUUCUGCCCCACCAGCUCCCGUCCUCAUAACCUCUUACCUCUAAGCCGUGUGGAACAAGCCAACCCCCCUCCUCUGUGCUCCUUCAAUCCCUGCCCCCCCCUCCUUUGCCAAAAACCCCUUCUUAUUAGCUGCGUUCACGCCCACGCGGACAAGAACUGCUUCCCGCCCCUGCUACCAGCUGUGGUGUAAUUGUCAUCUAAUUGCACCUGCACUGCCAAAGAAUAAUUAACUUUGGCAUCUCAUGGCUGCAGUGAUACAAUAGAAAUAACAUGAAGGCAAUUAUAGGACUGAAGGGAGAGAAUGAAAGUACACCUGAAAGUAGAGAAAGCUGAAUGAAAUCAUUAACACUCUGCACUGCUGUUUUUUAAGUAUUUCACCUCUCUGGAAAGUAAGAGCUGUACCUAGGGCUUUAUUCUCCUCCUCGCUAUUAUAAGGAUCUUUUUCUUCAUGCUAACAAUGGAAAAGAAAGGAAAAAAUUGGAAAGAGAAGUCAGUCAGGGGCGAACAGAUGGUUGUUUGAGAGCGGCACCUGGCCUUGUGUUUAAUUUCAGGUGAGAGAGUCCGUCUCAAAAGUGCAGAGGGGGGAGGAAGAGUGUCAAAAGUACAUUCAGCCGAGAGCGGAGACAGAAAGUGAGAGGAUUGUGUGGCGAUACGCUGGACUCGCUCUGAGAAAAAGUGGGGAAAUGGAGAGUUGGGGAGAGAAAAAUAAAGUCACUCCUGAGCUUGUACUCUCGUUCAACCCUGCUCGGACAUCUUGUACUCUUGUCCCUCUCCUCUUAUCUCUUUAUCUCUUGCUUGUUUGUCUGGCCAAGUCAGCCGUCUAAAGGCUUGUGGAGACAAUAACAUCCACUUAAGCCACAUUAAAAAAGAGUCACUGUCCAACCUCGCGUGUGUACUGGAUAGACCUAAAAGUAGAUAACCAUUAAACAGCUCGGAUAUGUUUUUUUCUGGAUUAAAACCAGUUUAUAUUUUAUGCUUUGACACAAUUAACCCCCCAAAUAAAUCACUGCCUAUUUCCAUAAUCCAUUAUUAGAAACGUUCACCUUCUUCCUCUAUCAAAUCUCAAUCUUUCAGAGUUUGGUACAUCAUGUUCUCUGUGGUAUCCAGGCUGCAAAAUCUUUUGUUCUGCCACCAAUAGCAGUGCUAUUAGUGGCUAGGAUAAGCUACAAGCUAUUUCUGCUUUCAUGGCAAUGCAAAUAAGCCAUAAAACUAUGCAUCAAACAUUGAAAAUGACAACUUUAAAUAUGAGCGCAAUAAAUGUUGGGGACUCUCUGUGGUUCUCUGUUCUGGUUGACACAGAUAAUAAGGGGUGUUUUAAAAAAGGAAUAAUACAACAUGCUCUUCUAAAGAAAUAAAAGCCUUAAUUCAGAUGGUUUUGUCAUGGUGAAAAUACCAUAAAGAUGACGGUGAAAUAAAGUGAGGGAUUCUCUUUGUGUAACGGCGAGAGUAGCAUUUAAAGCCUUGCUCACGGGAAUGAACAUUCAAUCAUGACUACGCUUUAAAUAGGAGCAAAUUAGCAUAGCUGAGCUAGGCUGCAGCUAGCCUUUGGGUGUCUGUGUUAGAUGUGGCAAAAAUGUAUCUUUAAAAGAAUUAGCAAAACUGGCAGAGAAUCACAGUUUGAAGUCAUCGCAAGUUGUGCAUUGACUAAAUUUGCUUUAUUGGGAUGUUUUAACAUUGAAAUGCGGGAUUUUGUCUUUUUUGUGCCCUGUACGGACAAAACAAUCAACCCCUUAACUAUAAAAAACAACGAGCUGCUUACUUACGGAGCACACGAGAAAGAUCGACUCCAGAAAUGAUCUGUCCCACUUGAGUUUUGUGAAUACAGAGAACUACGACCAUCAAACUUAGCUUAGCAUAACGUUGGAAAACAUAACCCGGGGUCCUCCUAAUUCACCAGCCUAACAAAACUUAUAAACACUUAUUAACAUUUAUUCAUAUUUAUUGAUAUAUAGUAUUUUGUAAUAGGAUACAUGAGCAUAUAGAACGAUAUGAUGUGUUAUGAUUGGAUACAACGUAAUACAAUACAGCAAGAAACAAUACAGUAUGAUUUAAUCAAAUACGAAAAGGUACCAUACGAUACAAUAUCAUACGAUACGAUAUGGUACGGUACGAUACAAUAUCAUACCAGACAAUAUGAUACGAUACGAUACAAUACGAUACGUUACAAUAUCAUACCAUACCAUACCAUACCAUACAAUAAGAUACCAUAUGAUACAAUACAAUACCCUAUGAUACAAUACCAUACGAUACGAUACUUUACGAUAUGUUGCGGUACAACUGCGAUAUGAAUCAAUGUGGUGCAGUACAAUACAAAUAGAUUCAAUAUCAUGUAAUGAAUGUUUCUGAAGUAUAAUUUUGUAUGUUUUAAGGCGGGGCCUAAAGCUCAGCUAAUCUAAUAGGCUGCUAACGGUAGCAUUUUAUCAUGUGCAAAGCCAAGAGAGCUGUAUCUAACUUUUCAUUAAAUUCCAUUUGAAAAUGAAAAUUUUCUAAUUUCCCGAAAUGUCAGACUCUCCAUUUGAUAAAUAACAAAAGAGGAUAGCCAGUCCAGCUCUGGAGGAGACUCCUUAUUACGCUCGUCAUCAGCACUCCCUUACUCCAGUUAAUAUUUCCAGCAAUGCCUCAGCGUUAAUUUUAAAUGCAAUAAGCAUUUAAUAGUGCAACUGUGCCCCAGUGAGAGAGUAGCUGUGUGUGUUUGGUGUAUAUUUGCAUGAGCUGCGGGGGAAGGGAGGGCAGGUGUUCGCACUAACACCGUUUAAUGAAGGCUGUGUGUGCACGUCUGCGUAUUUGUGUGUGUGUGUGCGUCUGGGAGUGCACGGCUGAGUGUGAGUCUGUUUGCUUUUGUGUGUGUGUGUUUCCGUGGAGAGUACACAUCCAAAGAUAUGGGCGUAUGGAUGGAUGGGUGGAAGUUGUUGGUUUUAUGAUACGCUCCUCUCAGGUUGCUUCAUUCACUAUCUGCUGUGUGUGUGUGUGUGUGUGUGUGUGUGUGUGUGUGUGUGUGUGUGUGUGUGUAAGAGUAAAAAUCUGAGCGGUGAGGCCUUCUGUGUUUAAGCUGCCCAUACGAGAGGAAAGAGCCCUCUUUGAGUGGAACAUCUGACUAAGCCUGACAUUUACUCAGCCAUAAGGACUCAGACGGAGCAGACACAGGGGUUUUAUCAAUAGUCUGAAAUAAAUGCAUACGCUAAAUAUAGCUCAGGCUUUUUAGGCAGGAUAUGAGAUAGGAAGUAGAAGUGCCACUAUGUUGUGCCCUUAAUGUCUAAGCAAGAGCACUGCCAUAAAAACACAGCAGUAUGGUCUAUGUUAUUCUUUAAAGGCAUUCAGCUGCACGAAAAGAGUUGAAAAAUAACAUUUAAUUUGCUGAAAAUGGGACAAAAACACCAAGUCGACACUUGUGUUUAUUACAGCUUUUAAACAUGCUUUUACUGAACAUGUGCACUCCGGUGUGCAGGGAAUAGAAACAGCACAGACCUUAAUUGCAUAGUCAACACUGGCAACCCUCGUAUGUUAUUAACCUUAAAGCACUGUGGACUUGUUUUACUGUUUUAAUAACGCACAAGAGGGGAUAUGAAAUGGACAAAAUAAACAAAAAACAGUUGCUGGAGCUCAGAUUAGAACACAAUCAGUGAUAUAUUUCAUGGUUGUUAAUUUUUAUCCAUGUGUUAUCAUUAGAGACAUAACCAUUCGUUUCCAUUUAGGUCUGUAAUUUCAUGGUUUCACACGUUAUUGAAGAGAAAGUGAUGUGCGCUGUGCGAAAAAUGUAGCAGGAACAGAAAUUUGAUGCUCUGAUUUGGUUCACUGAGGCGCUGAAACAUCCUCAGCAUUAGCAGGUGACACACUACAUGGUUGUUAACGUUGUUUUUGUAUCUAUUAGCGCUGUGGACAUAUUCAGUCUCAUCUCAGGGAUAACAGAAGUAGAAACUGACAUGCAAUGUGCAUCGAGGCAAAAAUAUACAAGGAACUCAGAGUGAAAUGCUUAGAUGGGGUUCACUGAGGCUCUUGGACAUGAACGCACAUGUAGAAACAUGUGGAAAAACUGAGAUUCAAUUGUAACAAGACAGGAAAUGUGAUAAAAACACCAAGUCAGCACUCGGAUCCGGUUCUAAAAAGACACGAAACAUGAACAUAUGCAGGAGAUAAAGCUCUGCCCCCAUAUGUAGCCUGAUGUCUGGAAUGAUGGCAGCAAUUAGUUCGCUCAGACUGAGUGUGUCUAUUCACUUGAUGAAUCUAUCUUUAGUUAAGUGUGCGUUCAUGCGUCAGUUCAUUUACAUACACAUGCAUAUAAUGUGCUAUGGAGGGAUGAUGCAGACGGAUACAACAAAACGAAAUAAGGUCCCGUCCUCUGCGAGUCGCUCUAAUGAUGGAUUCAGAGGAAGUAAAUGGGUACGAGGAGUUGGAUAAAUGAAGGCAGGGGUUGGGGGAGAGGUGGAGGGGGUGCAGAAGAGGGUGGGGGGAGGGUAGGGGAGGAGAUGAAUGAAAGUUUGACAUAAUGAACAGUGGGUGGCAGUGAGGGUGGGGAGGUGCAUUAAGGACGUAUGUUUAUCAGCUUAAAUACAGACAUCUGUUAGGGAGAACUAGUGUGUUUUUAGGGGGUAGGGGACUGUGUGUGUGUGUGUUAGUGUGCGCGUGUGUGCUUGAGUGUGUAAAAGGCAAACACACUUGGUCGCUGGCUGAUGCUACAAAACUCAAUAUGCUUUAAACCAACUACAGUGGAGAGUGUGAAAAACAGGCCUGAGUUUAAAGAAGUCAAUAGUUAAAAAAAAACAAAAGUAGGACAGGGAUUCUGACUGUACACACACACACACACACACACACACACAAAGGCACACACAUACAGACCCGCACAGGGUUUCUGUGAUUCAGUUCCCUUCCUCUUAUGCUCCACUGAUUCGAGUCAAACGAAACUUGACAUGAAUAUUUAACAGUCAGGAGAGUCAAAACAACUGAGAGUCAACUUGUGUGUUGUUAUAAAUUUACUCUUUGAUUUUCACUUUUUCCACUUUAAAGGAUUUUUGUCGGCACUUAACAAAAAAAAAAAAAAAAACCUUUAGGAUCCAUAAGCCUCGUCUGGAGGGCUGCAGUUAUUGAUAUGUGAUCAAACACAAUGAAGAAAAGAGAAAAACUCCAUAAACCAGCAAUGCUUUUUCACUCGACACAUUUAACCUGUUGAAAGGAGGCCUUGGUAUCAUGACCAUACUUUCCCACCAUUUUGAUACAGUCAAGCUUUUUUUUUAAUAGUUUCUCUCUUAUUCUGCUGCCUGUUCUUGAGAGUAAAACGCGAUCUCUGACAGAAUUGGUUAUUUCUCUGGUUAUUCUAAAUUUAAGUGCCUUCGUUGAGGUCAGAUCUUCCACAGAAGCAGCUGAGUCACCGUUCAGUACUCACCCAGAAGUGUCUAUAUUGUGAACUUUGUUCCUGAUUAACUAUGCUGAGCUGGUGAAGUUUGGCCGUAAGAAGUUUUUUGGGUUUUUUUCUGUAGAUAGUUUCUUUUUAAAUCAUGUUUUAAGCUCAUGGCUGACGCUGGAGUCCAAUUAACAAAAAGGCUCAUGGUUUCUGUCAGAGAGAAAGAAACUCUGUGAGAAGGGGUUUGCUAGACCUCAAGGGAGAGUCAUUCUUCUAAAGUCAGUGUUGUUCUAACAAGGUGAAUGCUUAUGAAAUACAUAUAAUUUGAAUACCAUCAUAACUUUUCUAUUGAGUCAAGGUUGCUCUUUCUGGACAUCAUCUAGUGGUUUUAAUGUAUCACAAUUUAUUAUUAUGAUGAUGUGCCGAAUAAAAUAUACCGCUUCAGUAACACUUUACUUGACACCUAUCUCCAUAACGCAUUAUAAAUAUAUGUAUAAUGUGUUAUAAUCACGUUAUAGCAUUGUAUAACUAUAGUUAUAAACACCCAUAAAUGAUCAUUAUGCUUUAUAGCAGUAAUCAUAACACAUUAUAAAGCAUUUUAUCAUGACUUACAAGGUCAGGUGUUAUAAUGUGUAAACAACUCACUGACAAUGCCCACAUAGACUGUUGUUGACAGAUAUAACACUUUAUAAUACCUGACCUCUUAGGUCAUGAUAAAAUACUUUAUAAUGUCUUAUGGUUAUUGCUAUAAAGCAUUAUGAUCAUUUAUGAGUGUUUAUAACUAUAGUUAUACAGUGUUUUAACAUGAUUAUAUUGCAUUAUACAUAUAAUUAUAAUGCAGUAUAGAGACAGGCAUUAAGUAAAGUGUUACCAACACUUCAUAUGAACCGACCUCUUUUAGAUGCAUCUAUAAGACUUACCUUACAGGUGAUUUUAAGCAUUAACAGCUCACAGCAGUGUUUAAGCACUAAGUGUAAUGCCUUAUAGUGGUAUGAUUUACAAUGCUUAUACCUCAGUGCAAAAGAAAACAUUUGUGGUUAUAAAGAUUUAUUAUCCUUGUGAAGGUGUGGAGUUCUAAUGUGGUAUUAAACCCAGAUUAAAAAGGCGCUGUUUGUCUCUUGUAUUACAGAGUAAUGUAUUAUAAAUCACACCUUUAUAAGGCACUAUCUUGUACAUUUGUCUCCAUAACAAAUGUGCACUUAAAGCCAAGUCUUUACCGCCGUGGAUGAUGGUGCUCAUGGGAAAUGCUGCAUUUGUCCAAUAAAAUCAGUGCUGAUUUCAUCCAAAGAGGUCACCAGAAUCAACACAGCAUAAAAGCUCCUCACAGCGCCCGUAUUAUUAGUUUAUUUAUCGCCCCUCAUAUCCUUAUUGCAGUAUUGAACCAUGUCAUUGCACAGUGCAUGUUUUUAUCCCAUCUUGUGGGUCCGUUCAGGACAGGUGGAUGAAGCAGCUUUGACACUGAGGAUCAUUGAUUUAAAAUCAUUGAACAGUCCGGGUGUUGUUUCUUCAGUCUCUUUGUGUUUGAUUGAUUUAGUGACUCCAGUCCAGGUUCAGGAGGAGGCAGAGUUUUUCUCCGGGCUGCUUUUGUGCGCCUGUUCGCCUGUAUGUGUGCAUCUGCGUGUGGAAACAUUAACUUGUGCACCUCAGUGGCUUUUGUUCUGGGUCUUUGUGUGCCAUCGUCAUCAUCUGCGUCUAUUCAUCUGAUUUCCUCCUCCUCCUCUCUUUUCUUUUUUCCCCCUCCCUUUCUUUCAGAUCAUAUAGCAAUUUCCACCUGUGUUUGUUCUUCCCCCUGGGUGAAUUCACAAGUUUUCCUGGCGUAUAAGUGCAUUUGUGACAAGGAGGAGGAGGAGGAUGGAGGAGCGAGGGAGUAAAAUAGAAGCAGCACAGACCAGAGAGAAACAGAGAGAGAGAAGGGAAAGGGGGAGGGGGGAGGGGGAGUGGCAGGUUGAUUACGGUCGCAGGUCUCGUUGCCUGGAGACGGCGGGGACCAGGGAUGCCAGGUUGCUAUGCGACCGGUGCGAUGCAAUGACCAGUGCUGUGUGUGUGUGUGAUGGAGCGGAGGGGAGGGCGAAGAAGGGAAAAUUGUCUUUGUGGCCCCGCAUCUCCCCCACCUCCCCUCCCCACCUACCUACACCAACAACCCCCCUUUUCCCUCUCUCCCUCCCUCCCUCUCUCGCAGACUCACAUGCAAACACACACACACACACGCACAUAGAACUCUGCCUCCCUGCUGUAAAUGUUCUUGAAAGAGCAGGGGAGAUGGUCCGUGCCGAUAUAUUUACCAUUCAGAGUGGCUGCUUUUCAGGGCGGAUGAGCAGAAAGGAUUGAAAAUGGAGAGAAACAGGCAACAGAAAAGUGUUUCACGCACACACACUCAGACACACUUGCGGUAUGCACACACAGUAGCCUGAUGCUAUAUAGACUAAACAGCAGCGGCUGCUCCGAGCGGCACGUACAGAGACUAUCAUCUGCUCCGCCGGCCACAAAGGAAAGGCGAGAAAAACAUCAUCGUCUAUAUGCUUGACUCGCUCAUGCCCCUCAAUUUAAAACACAUUUCUCUGUAUUAAACGUUUCAAACUGGAGCAGGUGUCACUCCUCGGUGUGUGUACGGAUGUUGAUGUUUAUAACGGGGGGUCAUGCUUUAUGGUGAAAGGGGUUGAGCUGUGAUUUGAUUGGAUAAUCUAUGGAUUUAAUAUCUCAUAAUCCUGGUGAAAUCCCCUGCGGCAUCAGGGUGGAAAGAUUAAGUAUGUGUAGAUGUAGCUUUGACUGAUAGUGUGUGUGAAUGUGUGUGUGCAAUGACAAAAAAAAAGGGUUGAUUGUAUAUUAUAUUUGUGUUUUUAGAUGAAGCAUAAAAGCAGAAAUCAAAUAGGGAAAAACGCGCCGGGCUUUUUGAUCAGACGGGCAGGGUAUUUUUUGCCGUUGUCUGUGCACAGUAUGGGACUGUUUUUGUAAACAAGCCUAAGAGAGAAAAGAGGUGGGAGGGGGGGAGCAACAAGGGGAGGAGGAGGAGGAGGAGGAGGGGGUGGAGAGGGGGAGCAAAUUACAGUAAAGUGUGUAUGUUAGUGGUUCAGGCUUAGAGGAAGAUAUUUUUCUCUCUGCUUCUACAUCUGCUCUCGAGGCAGCGCCAACAUUCAACAGGCACAAACACUCCCUCCAUCUUCUCUCUUUUUUUACCUCCUCCUCCUCCCUUUCCCUUCCUCCUCCUCCUCCUCAUCAUCAUCAUCUAAUCCCUCUAUCUAUCUCCCUCUCUCGACCUAGAAGCACCCUUUGUCCUCCUCAUUUGUGUUUUUUUUUUCACCCUGUCCCCUUCUGUGCGCCGUUCAGUUUCAACCUUGUUUACCUGAUGUGGGGUAUUUCAUCACUGGGGUUGCCAUGACGAUGGCCAUGCGGAGCGCGGCCUUCGUCAGAGCGGCGGGGCCUGGUUGCCGUGCCGAUGUGAAGUGGCACAGCCUUGAUGGCCUCUACUUCUAGCUGUUUUUUUUCCCCCUCUUGUGUAUUUCUAAUUCACAAUCUCCUGAGCCAUCUGCUGCGCCGCUCCUUAUCUCCAGCAGCACCUCCACCGCUGUUUGUCUUCCUGCUCUGAAAUAUGAGCCAGGUGUCAGUCAAGCGUGUGAUAAAUCAUACAUGUCACAUUAAAAUACUGUCAUGCCCUUAUAGCUUCAGCCUUCAAUCUUUAUAUUUCACUCGUGAUAACCGUUUACCUCUGCAGCAGAAAAGGAGCCGACCUUAAUUCCUUUUUGAGUCUUUUGAAACUAAAAACUCACAUAUAGCAUCAAAAUUCAACCCAGAAUAGUCUGAAAGAUUAUUUUGGAUUACUUCUCAGUCUGUAGACAGUCUGUUUUGUACUGUCAAGAUGGCUCAGAACAGUCUGUACAUUUGUGUGUAUGCUUAUAAGCAUCUUGCACAGAUUGUGUGGCAAGAGCGCAGGGCUGUAACAACCUUUAGGACUGCAGAGAUCCUGUUGUUUGUUGUUUUGGAGAAGAGUUUUAGUCUUAGUGGAUACUGCUCAAGGAAAAAGGAGUGUGUUUGUUUAAAAAAUAAGACUCAUACCACAUGUAGAAUCCAAAGGUUUAAAUACUAUCAGGUUUUUUGAUUAAAAAGAAUCAUCACCUUCAUCAUCAGACUUGUUUUCAUAAAUUUAAAAUGCCCUUCCUCGCCUCGCCAUGAACACAUAAACAAAUAAUUUAUUCUCCUGAAAAUAAUUUGGGUCCACCACUGGAAACAUUUCGUCCUUAAAAUGUGGAAUGCACCUUUAAAUGUAGGGGACAAAGACGCUUAAGAGCAUCAUGAUGGUGGUUUGAAAAGUCAAAAUCAAAAGGGGGUAUAGGUCAGAGGUUGAACUGUAUGCCCCAUGCAGAUUAAAGCUCCCAUGAGGAGUUUUAAGACUUGAAUAUUUAUUGAUGACUUUUCAUGAAAUCCAUAAUUCCUGGAACUGGUGCAAGGGGGUCGGUGUCAGCCAAGCGACGAAGGACACAGCCCUGAUUUAACAACUUUCACAUGAUAUUUUACAGGUGUGUGAACAGAUACAUAUCCCUGUGAUGAUAUAGUUGUGAAGACUACAAAUGGAGAAUGAAAAUUGAGGUAUUUUAUAGUUAAUACCUGCAUGAAAACAUCCCGCCGAUAGCUCAACAUAGAAAAAAUACAUUAUUCAACAAAGUGAAGCGAGAUUAUGUAAAUGAUACAGUAAUAUGAUAAAGAAAGAACACAUUAAAAAUCACAAUAGGAGAAGAUUAAAUAUAAUUAGAUAGUUUGAGUCAUAAAUGUAAAGGUCGCAGUGAAGUGUUGUUUAAUUAAAAUAGGUGUUAAAAGGAUUGGCUAAGCUUUGUUCAAUUUUGUUCAUCAGGUAUAAACAGGGAAGUCUUCGGACUUAAUUUACAAGAGAUAAAAGAUUUCUGGGAGUUUUAGAUUUGAAAUUAAAUAAAAAAGUAAGAAUGAAGCACAGAGUUAGUUUCUUUCAGUUCAUAGGAUGAGAAUCUAUAAUAAUAGAAACUUAAAUGUACGAUUAUACGCACAAUUGAACAUAAUCUUUAACUCUGGACGGAUCAGUUAAGUUUGCAAAGUUGAUGCAGUCAGUGCUGUUGAUUUAAAGAAACAUACAGUAGAAGAAGUGAACAUUGUAAAAAGUAAAAAGUGAACUAUAAAUCAACCUUUUUUCUGAUCAAUAUUCAGAGAAACACAAGAACUCAGUGAGGAUGAUGGUGUCUGUGCUGAAAACCAAAGACUUCAAAUCCGACUCUCUGUUUGGAUGAGCUGUAAUUUCAAUAAAAAUUACUAUUCACAGUGUGCCGGAGAAGAAGCGCUGAUUGGCUUGACUGAUUAGAUGAUAGUUCUGAGACUUUGCCCCCUCCGUCUCCUCUAUCAGUCUUAUAAUUGGUGCCAUCAAUUGGACGAUCAGUAUGAAGACGAGGGGUCCUCUCCCUCUCUCUCUCUUUCUCUGCAGCAGGUGUUGCUUGUAUCUCAGCUGUUGAUUUGGUUACCGAGUCGACCAGUGUUUGUGCAUGCGGGCCGUGGCGGUGGAGCGCAACCACGAGCGCGAUCAAUAAUGUCUCCUGGUGACCGAUCACAGCAGAUCAAUCAGUGACACGGGAUCAGUGACUGGCUGAAAUGUCACCAGCUCCAUAAUUAAGACCUUCAUUAAGCCACAGUUAACAGAGUGUCACUCACUUGCUCUCACCUCCACUCCUCACCCACAUCAACCUCCCUCUUCUUCACACACACAACCCCCACCAUCUCCAUCUCUCUCUCUCUGUCUCCAUAUGCUUCUCUCACCCCCCUCUCAAACCCACUCUUCAUCUAUUCUUAAGUUUUCUUUUCACUGCUUUGGUGUCAUCCACACAUGACAGAGAAAAGACUCGAGCUCUGUUUCAUUUCAAGGUUCAUCUCAGUGUACAAUGACACAGAGAAGAGAAGAAAAAACUUAUUUCAGCUGCUUUCUUUUCACAGUUUAAGAAAAAGAUCAGGAAAUCCUAAAACUCUCCCUUUCCUCUUUUCUUUUAACAAAUCAUUCCUCCUUUCCUAACCCUGAACACCUCCGUUCCCGUCUCUCUGUCAGGCUCAGAGUCGCUCACUAUUCUGAUGCUGCGUGCUCCUGUAAUCCAGAUUAGCCGGCGAGUGUGCUUAAUCUUAUCACUUCCCCAAUCCCGUGUGGGUGUGUGCUUUUCCUGGUUUUGUGUGAUAGGGGGAGAAGGAACGAUGGACGGCAGGAUUAGAGCAGACUGUGCGGGAGGAAUGAGCAGAGAGACUGUAAAACAGUGAGAACAUAAAAUCACACAUAUCAGUGUCAGCUGUGUUCUGCUGGCGAAGAAAGAAGAGAGUCAUUAGCGAGGGAUCAUAUUCACUUAAAUUCUAUAUAUUCACUAUAAUACAUGCUGUAUGUACAUGCAGAUUUCGCUUUUAGUACAGCUUUUAUACCAUUUUUAAGAGGUUACAUGAAAACACAACAAACUUUUCAGCAUUGUUUUUUUUAAACUUAAUUAUUAUUAAAUUUUAAUAACACUUUAUUUGACGCCUAUCUCUGUAACGCAUUAAAAAUAUAUGUAUAAUGCGUUAUAAUCAUGUUAAUGCACUGUAUAACUAUAGUUAUAAACACUCAUAAAUGAUCAUGAUGCUUUAUAACAAUAAUCAUAACACAUUAUAAAGCAUUUUAUCAUGACUCACAAGGUCAGGUAUUAUAAUGUGUUAUAACUGUUAACAACUAAGUGACAAUACCCACAUAGGUAAUGCAAUGCAGCUGUUGUUAACAGUUAUAACACAUUAUGAUACCUGACCUUGUAAGUCAUGAUAAAAUGCUUUAUAAUGUGUUAUGAUUAUAGUUAUAAAGCAUUAUGAUCAUUCAUGAGUGUUUAUAAUUAUAGUAAUACAGUGUUAUAACGUGAUUAUAACGAAUUAUACAUAAUGCACUUUAGAGACAGGCGUCAAGUAAAGUGUUACCUAAUUUUUUAACCACAACAAUACAGUGUAUACAUCUCAACUCAAUACAUAUUUUUUCUUUUUCCAGCUGUAUGUGUAUUUUUACAAACAUCCACGGAUGAUGUAGGAUUAAAUCAAAGAGAAUAAGAAUUGUAAUCAUCGCAAAUUAACUAUGUCCACUCCAAAAUACAAAUUUAAAGGCAUGUCCAUGUAGAUUCUCAUUCAUCCAGGUCAUGGUUUUCUUAAAGACUCCAAAAACAGGCAACUGGACUCAACUCUACACAGUCCAGUUGCUUGUUUUUGGAGUCUUUAAGAAAAUAGAUUUACAGGCACAAAUUUUAGUCAGAGGCAAGAUGACAGUAUUUUGAUAUGGAUAGGAAGUACUUAUACCAUUAUUAACAUCAAUAAAGGUACAACAAGUUCCCAUCUUUCAAUAAAGGAGGCCCUCUGAAGCCUUAAUGAAAAUGUGAUCUGCUCCAGACCUUUUAAAUCCAGAUAUUGUAUGAUGGAGGUUCUGGUUUCAACCAUCUGAUGGUCAUAGACUUCAAGGCUGCACUCAAUAAUAUGUUUCCACCUUGUUUUACUUGUGCGUUUGUCAUUAUCGCUUAUUUCAUGUCUCGAAGUUAAGCUGACAGUCAUUUUUCUCUCUGUCUUUCUAGAUGAACCGUCCCAUCCAGGUGAAGCCAGCAGACAGCGAGAGCAGAGGGGGUAAGAGACACCUGUCCCCACCCUGAAACACAGCACCUGUUCAAACAGCUCCGCCACAGUGUACACAAACAUCCCAACAAAAUAUCAAAUCCUGCAUCCGUACUUGAAGUUUUCCUUGGUUACUUAUUUGUGCAGGUUAUAUUUCUGCUUUCGCUGAGAUCAGAAGAAGAGUAAAGAGGUUGUUAAGAGCCCAUGGGACCCCCAAGAGCGGUAGAAAAUUUGCAGAAGUGGUUAGGCCAUGUUUGAUAAUUCCUGAAAUCAGUACAAAAAGUCUUAGCUUUGAUUCGAAAGCACUGAUUCUGUUAUUUAAAGAAUAGAGUCAGACAUAUCACAAAGUGAAAACCACAGGUGUAGGUAAUUUGAGUAAUAAUGAGCUCCAAUCAUUAACGUCUUUUCCAGGGUCCUUGUAUCAAGCGUGAUCCAUUGUGUAUUUAAUGACUUCUUUGCUUAACGUGUUACGAGAUCUAUUGAAAAUCAGUCACAUAAUACGCUUAUUAUCUACCGUUUAUAUGACAUUUUUUAAAGACGUCACAAUUCAAGCCUGUUGUGCAUGUUUGUUUUAGAAAUGUGAAUAUGACAGACUUUGUUUAGGACAUAUUCAUGGAUUGUCUUUUCUUCUAUUUCAAUAUGAUAAUACUCUACACCAGCAAACAUUUUGACUUUUUGUCCGAGGAGACACCAAACCCGACUGUAUUCUUGCUUUAUUUUCCAAAAUAUAGAUUAAUUUAAUGCUAUUCUGCACCUAGAUUUCACAUUUAACAUCUACACAUGCUAAACAAGAGAACUUUCUGAUAAUCCCAAAUUUUUCACCCACCAAAUCAUGAGGUAUUUGCAUGAUUGUCUUGAGUUUUAUGUGGACUGACAGUUAAUUUCCACAACACACUAAUAGAAAUAGAGCAGAAGUGUCAGCCUGAAAGUUUGGGAGGAAUAACUCUCAAAUCUACGUUUUCAUUUUGGUGAAUAGUCUGCAGGAAUGUGGCGUGUUUGUGAUUUGUAGUGACGGAGCUAAAACAUGCAGAAACACUGGUCUGAUCCUUCACAGACGGGGACAGACGGAGCAGCUUCUCUGACAGCACAGAGGGUGACAAACAUUUGAGUCACUGCCAGAUGCUGUUUGUUGUGAUGUUCCUGUUACUGCACUCUGGUGGCACUAUGAAGCAUCGCAAGCUGACGUCCAUGCUGCUUUGUACAAUACUUGCCCAUCGUGCUGUUGUUGUUGUUCUGUUGUUGGUCAUGCAUGUACGGUGACACAGCACUUCUCCCCUUUUUUUCCCCUUUUUAUCACCUCUGCUCCCACUUUUUCCCCCCUUUUCUGUAAUCUCUGCCACAUUUUCCUCACAUUUUCCUGCUCUGCCCCCUCCCAUCCUGGCUGUCUCCUUCCCCUUAGAAGACAGGAAGCUCUUUGUGGGCAUGCUGGGAAAACAGCAGACAGACAGCGACGUGAGAAAGAUGUUUGAACCCUUUGGCAGCAUAGAGGAGUGCACAGUGCUCCGCGGGCCUGAUGGUACCAGCAAAGGUAACAACAGAAUCACAACUGAGAAACACAGACAUCUGGUGUCAUCAUGGAAAACAGAAAAAUAUACUAAACAUAAAUCAUAGUAUACAGACAGAUACAACACAUUUUACCGUCUUGCACUCUGUGACGUUAACCGAGGAGGAGGAAAAGCAGUGAAGUAAGAUGAAGAGCAGAAAAAGAAAGAGAGGAAACAUGUGAUGCAUAAUUAUUGAGUCAUGAUAUGGAAUAACGCUGUCAUGGAGAAGCGUGGUAUCUAUUUGCUGCUUCUUGUAAGCCCGAGGACACACUCCAUCCUUCAGAUUUCCUGAUAAGCGUACAUUUGAAGGAUGAUUUGUCCACUUAUUCUUUCUGCUCUCGAGCCUUUGUUCUCUUGUAGUUUCUUAAACAAGUUUGAGCGGCUGUUUUCUGUAAAAGUAACCAUGACUACAAAUCUAAAUGUGGAUUGACUCACAGUUAAUUUAUUAAUAACUGCAAAGUAAACCAUUUAAAAUAAACAUCUUCAUGAUUCUUUGAUUCAAGUUGAUAUCAAUAUUUUACCUUUAUUUAAAGCUCCUGUGAGGAACUUUUAGUUUUUAGUCAAUUUUUGCGCCCUCUGUGGACAAACCAGUCUUUGCUUAUUUCCUUCACUGUGCUGUUUCUGCAGCUUCUUGGCUGACACCGACUCCCUCAUACAAGUUUCAGGCAUUAGAAAUUACAGAUUGGUCUUGUUUGCUGUUGUUUGUCAUCAAAAGGGAUCAAUGUGAAUUUCAAUUCAUUUCAUACAUGCUUAAAAAAAUCCUUACAGGAGUUUUAAUCAGUUGUUGUAACAGCAAGAUGUUACACUCAUUCAAUAGUGACAAUAUAAAUUUGGAUCACUUUGCUAUUUUUAAUCUUUUAGGAAAUAGAUGUCCAGUAUAAACCCACUGAGUAUUUUUUUGGGUCUAAAACAGGUCUGAUAGACAUCUAAAUGUAGCCUAGAUGACUGGUCUAAAAUCAGGCUACCACAGGUCUAAAAAUGAAAGUUUUUUAGACAUCUAAAUGUAGACUAAGUUUACACUAGCCGGCUAACAAAGGUCUUACUGUAUAUUGUUCAACGGCUAUCAUAAUUAUUUCGCUUAAGGACUUGGAGAUCAGUUAUGCAGCCCACAGUUGCUUUUUGAAAUAAAUAGUUAUCAAAUAAUGGACUUAAGUGCAACGUCUAAAUUCCGUCUAAAAGUAUAAAGAAUCUAUACAGUUGAAAUUAGGUUAAAAAAAAAGAAAACUGGACGUCUAAUAGCCGUCUAUUGCUCAGUAGGAAACUAAAUAUGACAUGUAACACUUGUAAACUACGACAAGGUAGUUUCUUCUUUUUUUACAUUUGCAUAAUGAAAAUAACUUUAUGUUCUGCGUCAUCUGCCUGAGGUGAUCGAGGUAUGAGUUGGCGAACUUAUCAGAAGAGACUUGAUAGUGACUGCAAUUAAGUGGAAACUGCAUAUAUUGGUAUGAGUAGUCAGCCAAUUUAAUACAUCUCUGCAUCUUUAAUCAAAUAAGAGAAAUGCCUUACAAUAAGACAGGUGUAACAGGAGCUGCAGUCUAAGUUACAGAAAGUUAUUGCUUGUGUAAAUGAACCUCAUAAUUCAUGUAUUUCCAAGAAAGAAAAAGUAUCAGCGUUUAUGAGCUUUAUCAUCUUCUUUUUCCCCCUGAAGCUUUAAAAGACGUGUCGGAUCAAAUUCCAGCAAAAUGAGCCCAGAUCACGACUGUAAACGUGAUAUUGACUGAGAGUAUUGGUAUUUUAAUCUGGCCCUGUGAAUUAAGCCUCAGGCUCUUCACCCUCGCUUAAAUGUAAAUAUCUAUUGUCGCUAACGACAAUGCUAAUGAUAUUUGCCGUGUAAAUCAAAGUCUGGCCACAGUUCAAAUACAGAUGCCGGAUUUCUCAGCGUUUGUUGCAUGAGGCCUGACUAAUUGUGCGAUAGGUUUUAUAGGUCAGGGCUAAUGAUGCGUUUGGUGGUUUACGGGCUGUGAUUGAUGAAGCAAUGAAUGUCCUGUGGACCAUGUUUAAUGACGCCAAAGUAACUGAUGAAGCGCUACAUCUAAAACGGCUGCUAAUGUGUUUUAAAAGCAAAGUGGAUUCUGUUUUUGUGUUUGACACUUUAUUGUGUGCCAUUCAAUCCAGGUUGUGCGUUUGUAAAGUACCAGAGCAACGCAGAGGCCCAGGCUGCCAUCAACGCUCUGCAUGGGAGUCGGACUUUACCUGUGAGUCUCAACACACACACACACACACACACGCACACGCACACACACACACACACUCACGCGCAUGUGCAAGGUCAAACAUGAGCUCAAACACAGGCACAUUUAGAUCCUCCAGAUACAGUCAUUUAGACACUCAGUGUGGUGACUCAGCUAAUAGUCACCACUUCUCUUUUUCUGUCCCCCUCCUCCACACCUCCACUCACUGACACACUCACACACACACAUAAAACAUAAAGGGCGAUUACUACAAAGACCCAGCAGCACUUGUACUCUAUUGUUUCAAUAAAGGACAGCAGGUCUUUAAACUCGCUUAUCUUUUGUUCCUGCUACGGUUAUUUGUACUGUGCCGUGGUGCAAGUCAACUCAAUUAAAAAGAACAACCAGCCUCGUAAUAAAGAGAGCAAUUAUGUACAACUUUUCCAACUUUUUAUUGAAGAACAUAUAGGUAAAUGUUAUACUUUCUCUGGGAAAUUGCAUGUUGUUCAAAUUUUAAAGGUAAAAUCGAACAUUGGCCCUGAGAUUUUUGUGUUAUUACCUGUUUUGUGUCUAUCUUUUAAUUUGUUUUCAGACGGGUUUGCUUAACCUUUAGGCAGACAGAGGCAGAGGAUGCAUAAUUUACUACAAAGUCUUGAACCAGGGGACACUAUGAUAAAGCGUUUUUCUCUUAUUUCAGGGCUGUUGUUGAUGUGACACGUGUCUGACAGACUGAGUUAUGAGAUCCAUUGUUAUGUUUUCGUCCGUCUCCUCCUCAGGGUGCCUCGUCCAGCCUCGUGGUGAAGUUUGCAGAUUCGGAGAAGGAGCGAGGGCUGCGGCGAAUGCAGCAGGUGGCCUCUCAGCUGGGUGUUAUCAGUCCUAUGACCCUACACCUCGGGGCCUACAAUGCCUACACACAAGCUGUGAGGAUCUCAUACACACUCUCACAAACAAACAUACACACAUUUCCAUCAGGACACCUGAGGUUUCUAUUUUCUGUUGAGCAGAUGUCUACAUCAAACACGGAGCUGAUGAGGUGGUAUUUUUCCUGUGAAAGUCUGUGAAGCGAAAUGACGUGACUGGUGAUUCCACUACAGGAUUGUCAGCAUAAAAAUGUUCAACCGACGUCUGAUCUGCAGUUAAAUUGAUGUGGCAAAACAGUGAAGAUAUUUUUCUUAAAAUUUCCCCCGAGAAGUGAUGCAAAAUUAACGUUCCCCUCACUCAAAACUCCGCACGCCAUUUUAUUUCAAAUAAAAUCCAUCUGGAUGUCUUACUGAGUGAUUGAACUGGAUAAAAUUGCCGUUUGCAGCAUAGAGUAAAGCCACAUUACUGUUCUUGUCAUUGCUAAUUGAGCAUUUACAGCAAAUGGUUUCAGACUCAGCUCAUUAAAAAUUGUUCAAUUUGUGAAGCUUAAGGAGGCAUGACAACAUUUUUGCUCUUAAUGGAUGUGCUGAUUUACAGUGACGUUUUCCACUUCUGUUCGAAUACGACCCAAAAUAAAACCGUCCACUUAAAGGGAGAGUUUUAGAGUGGAUUUAAUUCAAUCAUGUCUCCGGAUUCAUGAUUAAAAGACCAAUUCUUAUUUGGAUUUGAAUCAUGGAGUGUCUGGAUAAAUCUGUGAAAGAGCGGCGGGUCACCAAGAACAGUUGUUAGAUUGCUGCAUGCGGAGAUGUGGCCUUUAAAUAUAUUGAUUCUUGAUUGAGGUUCAGACUGGAGCCACUGCAAUUAUAUUAAACAUGUUCAAUUUUUAUGGCUGUUAAACUUGGUAAUUAUGUAUUUCCUCUAUACAGCUGUUCAACUCUUUAAAGUAUUGUACCGCUUCUCUGUUUGCUUCACUUCAAACCUCUAAACACACUCCGCUCUCUCUUCAUCCUCCAGCUGAUGCAGCAGCAGGCCCUGGUAGCGCAGUCAGCCUACCUCUCCCCUGUUGCCACGGUGGCGGCGGUUCAGAUGCAGCAGCUCGCCGCCCUCAACCCCAGCAGCAUCAUUGCCACGCCGAUCGCAUCCAUCACCCCCUCCUCAGGUAAUGAGAGGCAGGGAUGUCUGGCCCUGGCCGGCCUUGAUUAGAUUUCUGCUUGAAAUAUGAGGACAGACACACAAGGAGAGGUGGACCCAAGAGGACGAAAUAACAAACAUCUAUUUUGUGGGCUUUUUCCCUUUUUUUCAAACUGUCAUGAUGUUAGCCGCACGAGCUAUAGUGAAACGGUGAGUUGGUCGGUUUUAGCGCAGGGAUUGUCUUUAUAAGAACCAGAUUUAUACCAGAGGGGUCAUUUGGGGUAUUUGAGAGACUUUUAUCUAUCAGAAAGUUGUAAUUGUUGAGGGUUUUGAUUGGUUUAGAAUGAACUUAGUAUUGCUCUCUUCUACACAUGGAUAUAAUACUUAUUUUACAUGUGUUAUCAGUCUAAAUACAAUAAAUCUGGGUAUUAAUACUGUAAACAAGAGGCAACAACUGACAGCGUACGGGCAGCAAUGUGGAUACUGUUCUUUCAAAAAUCCAAAGGGAUUUCUUAAAAACUGGUACCCAUACUUUUCAAGGCAGCCCAAAAAAAAAAAAAAGCCCUCCAACCAGAACUGUUAGCUAAUGAAACUGUAAACAACAAAUGCACAGACAUUCAUUCCCCCCUGAGGAUGAAUUGUAAUAACUUUAGUGAUGCCUUAACUUUUCAUGCAGUGCUUUCAGCGCAAAAAAAAUUAAUUUAGCCAGAGCUCUGAUUUAUGUCAACAAGGCAGCAUAACGUGGUGCAUUCCCAUCCGUGUCAUUGUGUUUUCUGCCAUUUAGUAAGCAGUAGUGUAGUACUCUGCCUUUCUACAUGAAUAUAAAUGACUGUUACUCACUCUUCCAGCAUGCACAAGUAUUUUGUGCAUCCCUGAGGUGUGACAAACAUGUUGUAGAUAUUGCCUCCUCAUAAAAUAUUUGCAAAAUGGACUGUUUUCAGUUUUUACCUACGUACAGUCCUCUUCAAACUGUGUGAUACAUCAUGAAGUCUUACUAUAAGAGGUUUGAGACCUCUUCUUGAUCAUGUGCAUGUAAGACAUGUCACUCUUGGGGCUUCAAUGUGAAAAAGUUUAGUUUAGAGCAGUGGUUCUUAACUGGUCUCACUCUGGGAUGCACAUUUUCUUAUGGUCCUUAAGAUGCGACCCACUCUUAUAAAAUUCAAACCAAGCGAAUUUAUUUUUAACAAAAAAAAACUUUAAAGAGUCAAAUGUUUGACAUAAAUACAGCUUUUCUGUUGAGUAAAGUGCAUUUCAGAGCGCAUGAACUGAGGACGACAACUACUGAAGUUGCAUAUACAGAAAAAAACAAAUUGCACAAAAUGGAGACCAGCAAAAUGAAAAAUUUGACUUGUAUGCAUCUUUGGAGAAUAUUCAGGAGAAACUUAGGACAACCAUGCAAUGAGGUGUGGACUAAAGUGAAUAAAUACCAAACUGCACAAAAUAAAGACCGGAAAAAAAAACCCAUGUAAUUUUACUGCAUUCAGACCACAUUGAUAAGAAACCGAGGAGGACCACAACAUAAUGCAUGCCUUUCAAAAUAAGCUAUUUUUUAAAAUGAAAGACAUGCCAAACAUCAGAUGCGCAUUAAAUAUUUACUUUUUGGACCAGCUGUUCACGACCCAUCCAGAACGUGGCCGUGACCCACUUUUGGGCUGGGACCCACCAGUUGAGAACCACUGGUUUGGAGUAAACUAUAAGAAAAUUACAACCUAAAAAAGGAAAUCAAAUAUUACUCUUUUAACCUCCUUUCUCUCCUUUUAGCAUGAUUCUGAAAUGUUCUCUCCUUCUCUUUCUUCAGCUUCUCUAUGUGAGUCUUUUCAAAUAAAUGAUGUCUUUGUCUGCAGGUACCAGCACUCCGCCCUCCAUUGCCGCCACACCUGUCCCUGCUCUCCCCCCUCCCAUUGCUGUGAAUAGCUACCCCUCUGUGCCAGCUCCACCCAACAGCCAAUCAGCAACCGAGGCCCUGUACACCAACGGGGUCCAUGCCUAUCAAGGUAAAGCGGCACACACAUUAGAGCUACAGAGUGAAGAGUAACUGCUCUGCUGUCAUAUAAUAUUCCUCACAGACUCUUAUUAUUUGAAUGUGCAACAGUGACAGCCUAAUUAAGAGGAAAUGAGAUGAAACCGAAGCGCUUAAUGUUAUUUGGAGCGUGCUGCUGUGCUCCAAAAAGCAUUUAGGAUUUCUCAGCGUGUGCAUAUAGCAGUCAGUGAUUAUGUGUUUAUUGUGCCACAGCUCAGAGUCCUGUUCUGGACCCCCUGCAGCAGGCUUAUACAGGCAUGCAGCACUACACAGGUAAGCCUCAAGCCCAAGUUAUUAAUGCUUCACAUCAUGCUCAAUAUAUAUCUUUAUAAACUGGUGUUACUUAACGGAAAGUAUUGAUUUGUUUUGUCUGACUGAUGAAUGAAAAUAGACAUGAGACGCACUUGCGGACAUGCAGUUUCACAAUUAUUGUUUUUGCUGCAGCUCAAUUUAUUGAUUUAUUACUUUUUCUAAAAACUUGCAACCCAAAUUCUCCACAUUUGAAAAGACAAAAAUAAAGAAAAAAGCUGACAGCUUUGGAUUAAAGUUUGCAAGUCCAAAGCAAUACAGAAGUAAAAUCAAUAAACAAUAAAUCAAAACCUGUUGAGGGUCGAAAAUAAAAGAAACUCCUCGGGGGUAAAGCCAUUUUGAAAAUAACUAUUGCAAAUUAAAAGACAGAGUUAAAGAAAAGUUAUUUAUCUGAUAAACUUUUCAUUCCAUAUGAAAUUUGACCACCAAAUGUCAGAUUUUGUUUGUCUUACUUCGUAGAAAUAAACAGUUUCAUGUCACAGAAAAGCAUGAAACUGCAUUAACUUCCACUCCUCCACUUUCUUACACUGCAUGUGUGAAGUACAAAUUUACAUCCCGAGUUAAAACAUGCACAUACUGUAAACAACAAAAUGUAAAUAACCUGCAGCUUUGUAGAAUGACUCAUGCAUAGCAGAUAUAUGCAAAACAUCUCCCAGUUUUAGCAAAUCUGUAGGAGGAGCCGCAGCUCCAUCAGAUGUUGUUUUCAGGAAAGAUCUGAUUAUUUGUCGUCUCCUUCUGCCUCACUGCUGCUCUCUCCGCUCACCUGUUUCUCCUCUCCCGUCAGCCACCUACCCCGCUGCGUACGGCCUGGUGGGACAGCCGUUCCCCCACCAGCCCACCCUGGUGGCUCAGCAGCCUCAGCAGCCGCAGCAACUCCAGCAACGAGAAGGUAGACUCAGAGGGAGAGAGGGAGACUGUGGCACAAUCAUAUCUUAGACAAACAUUUCAGUGGUUUUGUAUGUUUUAUCUUCGUCACCGCAGAGCAAGAGUUGUAUUUCACCACAAAUUACACAUUAUCCCCACAAAAGAUAAGAUUUUUGUAAAGAGUUCUAGUUGUUAAAAAAGGUUUUACAACAUGGCCCCACAGAGCCUAUAUUUACAUGAUUUAUGUGUGCAAAAAAAGGCAAAUCCUCUCAUUGUACUUUCUGACAUUGACAACAAACACUGAGGUGUUUUGGGGUUUUUAGGAUGCUAGAUUUCAGCUUUGUCACUCUUGUUUUUUACUGAAUUAGUCCUUCAGUUUAAAAAAAAAAUCCUGCUGCAUUUUUUGCUAAGAAGAUGAAAAUUAGAAUGACUCUCUGGCUUGUGUGCCAAUUUUACAACUGGAGCUGAGAGACAGUUAGCUUAGCAUAAAAAUGAGUUGGCACAAUGUGCCUUUCAGCUCCUCCAAAGUUUAGGCAUUCAUGUAAUAGGCAAAAACCCUUCAAAUAUGCCAGGCAAGCUGUAUUCUCCUGUUUUCAAGAGUCCAUGCUAAAAUGUAGAAAUCAGAUAUCUGUCUUUGUUUUCUGUGAUCACAGGAUAGAUAUAUGGAACUAGAAAAGCAGGGUCAGGUUCAUUCAUCACAUUUUAUUUUACCCUUCAAGAUCACUGCAGAAAGCACCUCUAAUUACCCAGAACAGAUUAAAUUAAAUGUGUCACAAUGGUGCUACUUCACUUAACGUGAUCAACAUCACAUUGGGUAUCCUAACUCGUGGGUCACUUUGUCAUCUCUGUGAUCUCCUCCCCUCUCUUUUGUUCAGGUCCAGAAGGUUGUAACAUCUUCAUCUACCACCUGCCGCAGGAGUUCACCGACUCUGAGAUCCUUCAGAUGUUCCUGCCCUUCGGGAACGUCAUCUCUGCAAAGGUCUUUGUGGACCGUGCCACCAACCAGAGUAAAUGCUUUGGUGAGUCUACUGAAUAGCUGUUGUCACUUUAUGAGACAAAACACCCGUUUGGUUUGUUUGAUGUAAUGUUUUUUUUCUCUUAUUUACCAUAUUCAGCAUCCCUGAGCCUCAUCUCAGAGGUAAAUGAAUAUGAGCACGAUCAAAACUGUCACUUUCUCUUCAGGUUUUGUGAGUUUUGACAACCCAUCUAGCGCCCAGACUGCCAUCCAGGCCAUGAACGGCUUCCAGAUUGGCAUGAAGAGACUGAAGGUGCAGCUGAAGAGGCCCAAGGAUGCCAACAGGCCUUACUGAAGAGGUGAGUUAUUGUGUAUUGACAUAAUCAGGGAGACAGAGAGGGAUUGAUAGACAGCUGGAAAUGUGUCUGCGAGUUAAAGAGACGGUGGAUGUAAUUGGGGGCUCAGUACUAAAACGGCUGUCUUUAUGUGGAGCUGAGGAGUCAAUAGCCCUACAGUAGAUUAGCUUUAAUGAGGUGGCAGCACUCUGAAAGUACCAUCAAUUUGAAAUACUGUGUGUAUAACAUGCUCCAUUUUUGUUGCUUGGACAUUUUGAUUGAAUAGUAGAUCUGAAGUCGGUUCAAAUGUUCUGUCUAACCACUGUUCUGUCGCAGGGUUGAAUGCCAACUGCUGUCCGUCAUUAAUUUUUGUUUUACUUUUUUAUUUUAUUGUUUUUGUGCUGUGCCACAUGCCAUUUUUCCUGAAAAAAACAUCACACCACUCUCAAGACUGUCCCCCGUCCAUACAUAAAACGUGGAGACGUGCGUCGCUAUGGCUACGGUUGCCUAGCAACCGCUAAAACCUCUCCCCCUUCCUUCUCACUGCGUUGUAAGUUAAUUGGCCUGUGUUGGUUGCUGUGGCGAUAUAUUGCCUGUGAUGGUUGCCAUUAGCAAUUUUUUUAUUUUUGGGCCGUUGCCUUGAUUCACCAUGCUCAACUGCAUGGCGGGUUACUGUGGCGACCAUGAACUGUGUUUGGUGCGUUGUGAGUUUCCUCUUAUUAUUUUGUCCUGGUUUUUAAUCCUUGCAAACACUGAUCAAUAACUGUCACUUUACCUCAGCAUCUGUAAGUAAUUGAUUAUCAUGACAUGCUUUUUUUUCUAAAGUCCUCAAAAAGCUGCAAAGCUCAGAGCUAAAUUAGCCUGCUGUCCAUCAAAUAUGGAUCCUUUAGGAUUUUUUUCUUUGAAGGCUUUUUGGUUUUUGAUUAGUUUCCUUUUUUUGUUGUCUGUCAUGAUUAUCAUUCUUACACAUUCCCUCUGUUUAGUUGUGGUAGUUUUUUUGGUGAGUGCAGGGGUUUUGUUUGGUUGUAACUCAAUUCCAAGUGACUUUGUGCCUGAACUUUGUUUGGUCUUUGUGAGACUGAAAAUGUACUUACAGUGCCCCUGUUAUUGGUUGCUAUUAUAGUGUGUGUGUGUGUGUGUGUGUGUGUGUGUGUGUGUGUGUGUGUGUGUGUGUGUGUGUGUCUGUUUGUGUGUGUGUGAUAGAGUAAAUGACAGUGCAAGUGUGAGACUGCCAGGCCAAAAGUUGUGUUCAUUUAUAUCUGUGUGGAGUGUUUUGUUUCAAAUAGAUGUUAAAAAAUUAUCCAUGUGUAAGUGAACGUGUGUGUGUGUGUUUGUUUGUGUGUGCGUGUAUGUGUGUGUGUGUUGUAAAUUUGAGACACUAACCUUACUUUAGAAGGUUUUGGGUAAAGCUGUUUGGUUCCUGUGACACGUGCUGCUGGCUGAGGAACUGCAUUCCUCUGUAGGAAUUCUGGGGCUCCAAAAUAAAAAAAUAAAAAAAAACAAAUGCAUGAAAAAAGGAACAUUACGUAUAAAAAAAACAUGUCACCACACAGAGCAUCUACUGGCCACUAACCAAGCUUUUAAUAAAUAAAGGAAAGACUCACAUAAAAUUAAGCUUUAUUCCUUUUUAUCCCUCGUCAGCUUUAAGAUUCCUGUUUCUAUUACACACACGUCUAUUUUUACACUUACAAACCAAACUGCCUUUCCCUCUCUCAAUUUCUCUUUUUUCUUUGUGCAAAAUAAAAGGAAGAUUUAAAAAACAGAGGAAUAGACACAAAAACCCUAAAGGCUUUGUACAAAGAAGUGAAAUCAAAGCAUCCGCAAAGUCCCAUCAUAAAUAAUUCCAAAUAUGAGUUAUAAUUCAUUGAAAACUAAUUGGCCUCAACAAAACUGAAUGCUUCUCAAUGACUGAACAUUUGGUUUUUCGUUGUUAAAGCUAUAACUGUAAGAUAAAAGAGAUUUCAGCUCUAAUACAACAUCCAUCUUACAUUUAGUUAAAACAGCUUUUGAGAACACAGACCCCCUAAUAGGUUAUAAUCGGAUUUCUCUGGUCUCUGCAGAUGCCCUGUUUGCAGUGACCCACAUCAGAAGGAAACUUCUUGAUAUAAACCACAUUCAGAUGAACCGCUGAUUUACUGCCCAACUGUUUCUAAACAGAUUUUGAGAUUCGAUCCCCACCAGAAUUCCUACUGUGCAUGUUCUGAAUUAUUUGCCUGCUAAAAGAGGUGACAAACUAUUUUCUAAGAACGUGCAUACACUUGCAGCAGUAUGACUGUCACUUUUUGAGUUGCAUGGACACUAGUUGAUUUCUGAGACUCCCCUGAGGCAUCAGUGCAAGCAGUGUGUAUUGCAGACACCACUCUACUUCCAGAGUCUUAAAUGUGUUUUAUUACUGUGAACUGGUUUGAAGAACUUUGUGCUCUCUUUUUCUUUCUUUUUUUUUUUAUUUCCAGGAGAAACCUAAGAGUUCAAUCAAGAAAACCACUCGGGAUGUCCCAGCCUUUUUUGGUUGUUUGACCAACCGUAUAGCACAGGAGCAACACUUCACAAAAAGCAGUAUCAUGUGUAUGCGCUUGCAAAACGCAACCACAACAGCAGUUAUAUCAGCAACAAAAAACUUCAACUGAGUCAGCAUCCGCAGUAUCAGAAGUGCUCCAGAUUUCCUAUCAUUCCACAGCUGGAUUCAUUUAUAUUAUGUACAUACUCUAUUGUCGGCAACAAGAUCUACAUGUUAAGAAAAAGCAUAUCACUGAUGUUAUUCUACUGAACAGGGUUUACUGUAUAGUGUGAUUUGUGGUCUAUGGCGUAAAAAGAAGGCCAGUGUGCACAGUCGAAGGCUAAAGAAAAUACUAUUCUGUAUGAUUACCAUUGGUAAUAUUGUUACGUAGAGUUAGUUUUAUUAUUUAUACGUAAAUUAAAAUCAUGGGGUAAUGAAACUGAAAGAGAAAUGAAUUUUGUCUCACUGUACAUACCUUGGUUUGAAAAAGACUUCUCCAGUAAACAUUCUCUGCUGCCACUACUUUUCAAAUUAAAAGCGGAAGGAAGGGCUGGGAAUUUUUCUAUCUUGAUUUUUUACGUUUAAUUUAUUUGGUAAUCAAUUUGCUGUCGGGGAGAUGUGGCGGUUUGUUUUUUAAUUUAAGAAGAAAAAAAAGAGGAUUCUUGUGGUCUUCAAGACAAUGAACACACUUAUAAUAGAGUUUUUAAUUACAUAAAUGUACCUAUGGAAGUAAAAAACAUAAUGUUUCUUUAUUUAUUCUCUACAAUCGCUGUUUUAAAACAUAUGUCUUUAAAAGAAAAUAAAGUACAAUUUAGAAAAAAAACAGAA
Molecule: messenger RNA, 32193 nt
Organism: Xyrichtys novacula (pearly razorfish)
Lineage: Eukaryota; Metazoa; Chordata; Actinopteri; Labriformes; Labridae
Source: the annotation of a GenBank genome assembly